GUCCUUGUGGGACUCGGAAAGAGCGUAGGUCGACAUUGUGAGUGAUGUGAAUAUCCUUGUUAGUCUGGAUAGAAAGAAGAAGGAGGAGGUGGAGGAGGAGAUAUAAGAGGUUGGGGAGAGAAGGAAGAAAAAAAAGCUGAAUGGUGGGGGGAGGGGCGGCGAGAUCGUCCUGGGUGCCUCAGGCCACGACAUAAGCACGAAAGUUCGACGAUAUCGGAGACUUUGGCCGGAUUGAGUUUGAGGGUCCCUUCCACAAGUGCAGAGAGUUCCGUAUUGGUGUUCUGUAUGAUAAAUUCAAAAGGAAAAGAAGCUCUCUACGCCUGUUCACUCUUUUCGAUGGUCUUUUCGAUGGUCUUUUCGAUGGUCUUUUCGAUGUCUUCCGUCCUCUAGUUUCCACGCCUUUCCCUCCGUGACCCAACAUGCGCAAUAUGAUGACGACGAAUUAGAUGGAUUCAUUUAAAUGACGGAGUGGAUGUGAAACCGUUGAGAUCUCGUAGAUUAAUGCUUUGAUAAAUCCAUUUUGGGUAUUCCUUUCCUUAACGCCAAAAAAAAACAACAAGAGAUUAAAGAGACCAAAAUUCGCUGCUGCCAUCAUGCAAGCGGGUUGUCUAAUGACCGAGCAUGGGUAUUUUUUAAGGGGCCCUCCUCCUGUAGCUUUAGCUCGCUCAGCUAGCUUCAAUUUCAAGACGGCCUUCAUGGUGCUUUUUGGCUCGACUUCCAAAGUCUGAAAUCACGCAACGCAGGCGAGAGAUGCGAUCCUCGAGCUCUGUCAUUUCUUCCUGUUGCUCUUCGACAGACCGGUCCACGUCUGGAAGAGCUUCCACUACCGCCCGCGCUUUUUGUAUCCGAAUUCUGACCGAGCUGGUUGCAGUGGGGAGGUCUUUCACGUCGAGCGGUGGUACGCCAUUGGAAUCGUGCAGAGGGACGUCCGGUAUAGCUUGCGAAGUUGCCGCGUUGUUGUUGUUAUCACCACCAGGCAUGCUCGAAGGCGCUUGCUGAUCUUGUGCUUGGGCGUCCAUCGAAACCCCCGGGGCUCCUGCGGUCUCUCCAUGGACACCACUAGGUCCAGCCUGAGCGGGCUUUGGAGACAGCAAGCGAAGGAGGAUGCCAUGCAAGGGUGGGAUGAUCUCAAAGGUCUGGGGUGGAGGAAAAGGUACUGUGUCUGGGAUAUCGGAGCCGUCCUUCAAAGGGCUGUCGGGCACAGCCGAGGACUUUGGCAGCGGCGUCGCCGCUGUUGGGGAUCUGGAAGCCAUUGCAGAUCUAUCAGUAGGUUGGCGGGGAGGACGUGAAGAACCGAUUGGAAGCCGGCUGGGGUAAAAUGUUUAGGGAAGAGUCGGAACGGGGUGACGUCGGGGGCCAGACAACCAAAAAGCGUCACCGGGAAUCUGCCCCUCCUUCACCGGACAGCCAAUUUUCGUUCCCUUGGACUUCUCCUUCUAACUUUUCUCUCCUUUCCUUAUCGUUUUAGAGGUGUAAAUACGACACAUACACCCCCACAAUGGCUGCGGUCGACCACAAAGUCGCUUUGAUUGUUAUCGAUGGCUGGGGCAUUGCUGGACCCCAGUCGCCUCCCGAGGGCGAUGCCAUCGCUGCUGCCGAGACCCCAUACAUGUCCGGUUUCGCCGAAGCCAACUCCAAGACUGCCCAGGGAUACACGGCGCUUGAUGCUUCGUCGCUCGCCGUCGGCCUUCCCGAGGGUCUUAUGGGUAACAGUGAGGUUGGUCACCUGAACAUUGGCGCCGGUCGUGUCGUCUGGCAGGACAGUGUUCGCAUCGACCAGACCCUCAAGAACGGCGAACUGAACAAGGUGGACAACAUUGUCAAGGCCUUCACCCGCGCCAAGGAAGGUAAUGGCCGCCUGCACCUGUGCGGUUUGGUCUCCGAUGGCGGUGUUCACUCUAACAUCACCCACCUGUUCGGCCUGCUCGAGGUCGCCAAGGAGAUGCAGAUCCCCAAGGUCUUCAUCCACUUCUACGGUGAUGGCCGUGACACCGACCCCAAGAGCGCUGGAAUCUACUUGGAGCAGCUGCUGAACAAGACCAAGGAGCUCGGCGUUGGUGAGAUUGCCACCAUUGUGGGCCGCUACUACAUCAUGGACCGUGAUAAGCGUUGGGAGCGUGUCGAGGUUGGCAUGAAGGGUAUGAUCACUGGCGAGGGCGAGGACAGCUCGGACCCUCUUCAGACCAUCAAGGAGCGCUACGAGAAGGGAGAGACCGAUGAGUUCUUCCAGCCCAUCAUUGUCGGUGGUCAGGAGCGCCGUGUGCAGGAUGACGAUACCCUCUUCUUCUUCAACUACCGUUCUGAUCGUGUUCGUGAGAUUACCCAGCUCUUGGGUGACUACGACCGCUCCCCUCGUCCGGACUUCCCCUACCCCAAGAACAUCUCCAUUACCACCAUGACCCAAUACAAGACCGACUACACCUUCCCCGUUGCCUUCCCUCCUCAGCACAUGGGUAACGUCCUUGCUGAGUGGCUUGGCAAGAAGAACCUCCAGCAGUGCCACGUUGCUGAGACCGAGAAGUACGCCCACGUUACUUUCUUCUUCAACGGUGGUAUCGAGAAGCAGUUCCCUGGUGAGGUCCGCGAUAUGAUUCCUUCGCCCAAGGUUGCCACCUACGAUCUUGACCCCAAGAUGAGCGCCGCUGCCGUCGGUACCAAGAUGGCCGAGCGCAUUGGUGAGAACAAGUUCGACUUUGUCAUGAACAACUUUGCCCCUCCCGACAUGGUUGGCCACACUGGUGUGUACGAGGCUGCCAUUCAGGGUGUUGCGGCUACCGACAAGGCCAUCGGUGAGAUCUACGAGGCUUGCAAGAAGCACAACUACAUUCUUAUGAUCACUGCCGAUCACGGUAACGCCGAGGAGAUGCUUAACGAGAAGGGUACCCCCAAGACCUCUCACACCACCAACUUCGUUCCCUUCGUCAUGGCCAAUGCCCCUGAGGGCUGGAGUCUCGCCAAGGAGGGUGGUGUGCUGGGUGAUGUCGCGCCUACCGUCCUUGCUGCCAUGGGCAUUGAGCAGCCCGCUGAGAUGACCGGCAAGAGCUUGCUCGUCAAGGCGUAAUUGGGGAGUUUUCUUUCUUAUAUACGAGUUUGGCUACGAAAAUGAAUCAAUGAAUGAGAUAUUGAAAUGUUGAUACACUGGGUGCAGGAAAUAGAUGGCCUUAUAACAGGUUUAGCUAGCUUUCAAUAGGAUGAUCAUAAGAUCCGAUUGUUUUAAAUUCGAUUUCUGCGAUCAGCUUCUGGUCUUCACCUUCAAGCUCCAUGGGUAUAUAUCUCUCGGCGAGUUCUGCCACCUCUCAUUUAGCGUAAAGGAGCUCCCUCUCGCAAACCUCCAUAUGCUUCAUCUGAUGCCAAUAUUAAUCCGGCAUCUUGAUCAUCCCCUAUGCUUCAUUGGUCUUUUGCCAGUCUUCUCAAUGGUACCGAAAUUGUUGGCAGCUUAUCAUAUCCAUCGUAUGGGCUUGAUUUGGUUCGCUGGUUGGCUUAACGUCCAAUUCAAGAUAGCAUCUCUGAUUGUAUCGCCCCGACGCUAAGCUUAAGCAGAGACUUGCGCAGCUUGCUGCUGCAUUUGGCUUUGGAACUGCACAAUCUAGACAUAGGACAUUCGUCAGCAUAUUGCUAUGGUGGGAAUGUUGUAAAGGGCCG
Molecule: messenger RNA, 3642 nt
Organism: Penicillium brasilianum
Lineage: Eukaryota; Fungi; Ascomycota; Eurotiomycetes; Eurotiales; Aspergillaceae
Source: the annotation of a GenBank genome assembly